AUGCUUAUCUCAUUAUCAUUGAUCUUUUUACAAUAUUUAAAAUCGUAUCAUAUAAUAAUUUUACGUAAUCAAUGUCAAUUAACAAGAGAAAAAUUAAAUAAGAUACAUUUAACUACAGAUGUACUUGAUCAAGAAUAUUAUCAAUUAAAACAAAUUCUUUCAUCAUCAAUGUAUAAAAAUGAUAUCGAAGAACGUUUAAUUAAUAUUGAAAAUGAACAACAAAGAUCAUUAAUUGAUCAGCAAAGAAUUUAUACAUUAGAACAUUUAAAUCGUCAAUUAAAAAAUGAUUUGAAUGCAUCGAAAUUAAUCAAUGAAAGUUUAAAAAGAAGAUUAAAUUGUACUUGUCAAAUAAAUAAUAAAAAUGAAUAUCUACGUUCAUAUCUUUCAACACAAAAACCAUGGCCAUUUCCUUAUUGUCCUCCAUGGAUUCCUGCAAAACUUUCAAGUAUUCAUGAAGAGAAACCAUUAAAAAUUUCAAGUCCUUUAAGUGUGUCAAUGUAA
Adineta steineri is the source of this 501-nucleotide messenger RNA. The record is from the annotation of a GenBank genome assembly. NCBI's taxonomy places the organism in Eukaryota, Metazoa, Rotifera, Eurotatoria, Adinetida, Adinetidae.